This is a messenger RNA of Hipposideros armiger (great roundleaf bat), 945 nucleotides long. RefSeq names its product serine protease 55 (gene PRSS55). Bases 1 to 945 code for a protein of 314 amino acids. Gene Ontology annotation, molecular function: serine-type endopeptidase activity. Gene Ontology annotation, biological process: proteolysis. NCBI's taxonomy places the organism in Eukaryota, Metazoa, Chordata, Mammalia, Chiroptera, Hipposideridae. The record is from RefSeq and is a predicted model, not a curated record. The transcript is spliced from 5 exons.
AUGCUCCUGUUGUCAGUUUUGCUGCUCAUGUCCCAAGCCAAGGGCGCAUAUCUCGAAUGUGGUGUAAGACCCAUUUUUGAGGGAGGACCUCAGUAUUCCAGAAUCAUAGAGGGGAUGGAGGCUGAGGUGGGUGAGUUUCCAUGGCUGGUGAGUAUUCAGACAAGAAAUGAACAUUUUUGUGGCGGCACGAUCAUCAACGAGUGGUGGAUUGUCACUGCUGCUCACUGCUUAUUUAAUGAGGAGCUAAUCCCUACAGACCUGAGUGUUGUGCUGGGAACCAACAACUUACAGAGCCCAUCCCUGGAAAUAAAGGGAGUCACCACCAUCGUUAUUCACAAGGACUUUAAAAACCUGAACAUGGACAAUGACAUCGCCUUGCUGCUGUUGAACUCACGCAUCACAUUCAGCGGCCUGAAAGAACCCAUCUGCACACCUAGGAAGCCCAGCCCCUCCACGUGGCACGAAUGCUGGGUGGCAGGAUGGGGACAGACCAAAACUGAUGACAGAAACUCUAUGAAAACUGAUCUGAUGAAAGCGCCAAUGAUCAUCAUGGAUUGGGGGAAAUGUUCAAAGCUGUUUCCAAAACUUACUGAAAAUAUGCUUUGUGCUGGAUACGAAAAUGAGAGCUAUGAUGCUUGCCAGGGUGACAGUGGGGGGCCUCUCGUCUGUACCAUAGAACCUGGCAAGAAUUGGUACCAGGUGGGCAUCAUCAGUUGGGGAAGGAGCUGUGGAAAGAAGAACACCCCAGGAAUAUACACCUUGUUAGAAAAUUACAGCCCCUGGAUCAAGAAGGUGACUGAGAUAGAGGGAAGGCCCUAUAACGCUGAGAAAAUGAGAAUGCCUCUCCAAAACAAAUUGAUGAGAUCCCAGGCCUCAGAAUUCCCAGAGCCAGGCAGCCCCAAAUUCCGGCUCCUGCUCUGCCUUCUGUCCUACAUGCUGUUCUAG